AUGAAGAAAGUUGAUGAACAUAUUGUUAAGUCAAUUCCCAAACCGAUAGACUUCAAGUAAAAUGCUUACUCAGUAAAAAGAAGAUCGAUUAUUGGAGAUUUGCAAGAUUUCUAAAAACUUCAUGAUCUAAAGGUUGGUACAAUGACAAGUAAACAAGCUCAGCCAAAAAACAGACUAUCAUUUUUGUUCAUGACUAGCUUUCAAGAGCAAAGAAUUGAUAAUAAUCAACAACAGGAAAAAUAAUAAUUUAAAAACUUACCAAUAUCCCUUAAAAUAAAAUAACACGCCUAAGAAAGAGCGUUAUAGACUUAUUAUUCGACUCAGUCAGAGUGGAACAGCUAAAAAGCUUUUUUUGCAAAAAGAUGCAAUAAGAGUCCAGAAAAUCUCAUUAUGACUUAAACUGAAAAAUAUAGGGAAAACACAAAAGAGGUCAAAGAAGCAAUGUCUUAAAAUUUUACUAUUCCUGAAAAGCUUGGGCAUAACUAUUGGUAAAUGUCUCUAAGAUAGACUGUGGAGUUAAAGGAUUAAAAAGUACUAGGGUUUUUGAAGCUCAAUAAAAAUUCAGAUAUACAAGUAAUUAAAAAGGAAAUCGAUAAUACAACCAAUUACUUUAAAAUUAGAAAUAAUUCUCAUGCAGUAUAACUUGAUGAAACUAAAGCAGAUAUUUAAGUCGAGUCAAGAAUUAUCAAUGUUAAAAAUAAUAAUCUAAUUGAGGACGAUUUAGCAUCAAGUGAUAGAAGCGUAAGUGAAGUAGUUAUUAAUUUGAAAGAAGAGAAAAGGAAACUUCAAGAAAAAAUGAAGAAAAAGCAGCAAGUUAAGAUGAAGGGCUAGCAGCUCAAGGAAACCUCAUCUAGAUUCAUUGAAAGGUGCUACUUAAAGAACCAAUUUGAAAAAACUAGAAAUAGCCUGGGUGAAGAAUAAUCUUUCAAAACACAGUAAAUUGAGAUAGUUGCUACAAAUAAGCUAAGACAAGAAAUAGAAGCAUUUCAAAAUCAUUUUUAGAAGAAAAGAGAUAGUCAUAUGCAAGAAGCAGCUAAAUAAUAUAGAGGAACACAAUCAUCAUUCAAUGUAGCCGAAGCAAAAAAUAAUGCAUAAACUUAACUUUAGAAAAAUACAGGAAAGCAUUUGUAAAUUUCAUCAGAUAGCUUUAGAAAAAGAAACAGGCAAACUAGUCCAUAAAUUUCAAAGAAUCAGCCUCCUUAAAAUCCAUUUAAAGAUGAAAAUAAUCUUGAUGAUAGUAGACCCUAAUAUGAUCCCAAGGAAACGGAAUACAUUGAGGUCCUCUAUUAAAAUAAAGUAUUUUUCUGA
Stylonychia lemnae is the source of this 1308-nucleotide messenger RNA. NCBI's taxonomy places the organism in Eukaryota, Ciliophora, Spirotrichea, Sporadotrichida, Oxytrichidae. The record is from the annotation of a GenBank genome assembly.